Molecule: messenger RNA, 4366 nt
Organism: Salarias fasciatus (jewelled blenny)
Lineage: Eukaryota; Metazoa; Chordata; Actinopteri; Blenniiformes; Blenniidae
Product: KIAA0825 ortholog
Exons: 23
Coding region: 389-4366 (1325 amino acids)
Source: RefSeq, a predicted model, not a curated record
UUGUUGUCACGGACGCUUUCGGGCUCUAGAAACAACAGAAAAAACAGGUUAUCACAGUCUUUUACUGAAUAACAGGAGCUAUUAUAGCCACCUGAGAGAAUAAAAUGUAAAUUUCGCUGGAUAUAUCUUUCCGGAGUCGCGCUACUGUUCACCAAACCUGCUGUAUGUCGCGUUUGUUUAAUGUUGAGUGACAGUGGUUGUUUUCAAGUAUGUAUUUAUAUGAGAAUGCAACACGUGCUGCCAAACAGUGAUGAUCCAGCGAUGUUUUUAUAAAAGCGAAUGAAUGCCGUGGAUAUAUAUCAGCAAAAUGUGGGUGGCCGUGAUGUCGGUCACGUUUUCACUGGAUUAACCCUGGAUGGAUUAGCAAAGGAUCUUGAAAAGGAGCAUCAUGGAGUGGCCAGGGGAUUUUCCUGAAGACCAUGCCUUCGUGGAGUUCCUGGUUCCGGGGAUUUCCUCUGAUCUGGACUUUGAAACGUUUCUUAAAGACACAGAGGAGAAACUCAAUCUUAAUGCUGCCAGCAUUGAACAGCAACUGAAGGAGCUCCAGACCAAAAUGGGAGACUCCCGGGCAGGAGAUCGUCCACCGAGUCCGACAGAGUGCCUCCAGUGGUUCAACCUCAGAAUGCAAAACAGCUUGAGGCCAGGACAUCAGGAGCUCCUGGACUUCUUCAAAGCGCUGCACCACUACUUGAAAUCUGAAGAAGAGGCGAAAGAAGAAGUGACACUUCAGCUACUGUUGAAGCUGUCUGCCAAUUGUGGUGUUAGCUUUCCCCAUGCUUCCUCAUCUUCACCUCUUCAUCCUCAGAUGACGGCCUCCUCCAUCCACUUGUUACAUACGGUCAGAGAUGACUCUUCAUUAGAGAUCCAGGAGGCGUGGGAUAUCGUUCGCCUCCAGCUGCGCCGCUACCUGAUGGACCGACUGUCUUCACACAGCCCAGAACAUCCCGAACUCAGACCGAAGUCCACUCUGUCCAUCACUGAACGCGUUCACUGUCUGCAACAGCUUUUCUUCCUUUACCCCGAGUCAGAAGUGCUCGCACAAUACCAGGGUUUAAAACGUCAACAUGUGCUGGGUAUCCUGCACUCAUCGCUGUGCUCCAGCCCCGGCGGUGAGACUGGCUUUGACCGACUGGCGAGGGGUUUCUCCCAUGUGAUUCCCCUUCUCACCCAAGCCUUUGCUGAGGAGCUCCAAGUUCUUUCGAGAUUAACAGAACCCCACACGGUCCUCGGUUUCCUGAACGCAGCCUACCUUGGCGCGCUGGUCCAGGAGCUGACCACCCUGAUGGAGAGGGAGUCCGAGACGGCCCAGAGAGACAACACUACACUAAGUGGCAAGGUCAAAAGAUAUUCCGCCAGGUCCCGAGCCUCUGUCGCGCCCAUGGAGCUUCCCAUCAAAGGCAGGAGCUUCAGUUUGACCUCCCACCAGCUGAGGGCGUUAACUCAGCUGUCUUUCACCCUGCUGCGAUUUGAGAGAGAAGUGAAAGAGCUGGCCACCAACAUGACCUUCAUUGACUGUACAGGAGACACUCCUGGUGUGAAAGGUAUCCUGAAAAAAAGUAAAGAGGAGUCAGAUUUUACCACAGAUGGGAAGAGAUCCACCACAGAAACUCCUCUCCACACACCAGAGGCACAGGUUCUGGAGUUUAACUGGAGGUCAGCAUUUAAGGGACUCGUCCCUCACAUGGAGCAUUGUGUGAAAGUGGUGUUGGACGACGUUUGUGCCAAGAAUCUGCAGCAAGAAGAAGCUUUACAUUCUUCUGGACACACUUCUGUCACCCUGUGCCCAGUCGCUGGACACACCGCCGUCGCUGCCAGCAGCACACAUCUCACAGAAGACUCCUUCUGCACCCAAUCCGAGAGCCAGACCCCCAGAAUGAUCGCCAAGUUCUGUGGGGCAAUCAUGACUGAACUGGAUGCCUUUCUGCCACUGGCAGCGGCCUGCGGUGACAGUUCUCUCCUGGGGGUGCGCGUGAGCUUCGUGGAGGCAUGUGGCAGAGCGGCGUUAGCCAUGUUGGAUCGCCUGCAGGAGAGGGCGUUGGAGGUUCCGGCGUCUGCACCCCUGAAGAACCUGCCCGCUCUGCUGGCCACCUGCACUUACGUGCACCAACGGCUGCAGCAUUACAGCGCCAGACUGAAGGAUUCAAAGACAGCUGCUCCUAAAAUACCCCUGACCCUUCUACCUAUCCAGAGGUGCCAAGAUACAGUGGAGGCCAUUAGAGAGCAACUAACAAGCUACUGCAUCCAGAUUUGUGCUACCUGCAUUCUGCAGGAUGCCGAGAGUCACCACUGGGCUGACCCCAAACCCUUCUACGAGGGCGAGCGCUGUUCCUUCUCGGUGCAGAUGUGGUUCUACUUCCUGUGUGGGCUUCGCAGCGACCUGUGGGCGGUCCUUUCAGCGGAGAUGGCCAAGAACGUGCUCGGCCAGGUGCUGUCGGAAACUCUACAGCUGCUGGUGCAGAGGUAUGCCAGGGCUCGACCUUCAUACCGGAGACAUCUGCAAAUCAGAUGUGACAUUACAGCAGUGUUGCUGUAUGUGGAGCAACUUUUGUGGAGUGUGUGUGAAAGUCCCGAGGCCUUGGUGCACCUCGACCCCUCUGCAGCGAUAACCAUCGUGGCAGGUGGUUCGGACUGGCCGUACAAGAUACACAGCCUGUGUGACCAACUGCUGACAGUCCUCGUCAUUGUCACAGCACCCAUAUCUUUGCUGUACAGGACGUUUAUGAUUGAUGCUACAAAGGAUUCCACGCCACAAAAGCCUGAAAGGCCUGUUGUACACUGGCUAAAUGCUAUCAAUCCUGACCUCUUCACAAAGCAAGGCAUACGAGACGGCCUUAUGGGCCGCACGGCUCUGGCGUGUCAGCUGAGGCUGCUGACCUCUGACCCAGGACAUAAUCCCAAGUUGCUUCUGCGAAUGCUGCUGUUCAGAGACUGUCACCUGCCCAGAAUACUCCUGGAAAAUUCUUAUUUUUGCCAGGAGAACAGCUUCAAAGUGACCCCAGAGGAUUGCAAAGCAGGAGAUGACUUCAUAGUUGCGUUGUUCAAUCUUUUCUCCAGCCUGAACGAUGUUCCCAAGGCCUUGACUCAGGCCCUUGAGCCGUACCUGGAGAGGGCUCACGUAUGGGAACAUCUCUACACACUGGCAGACACAACUCGCGCGGUACCUGAAGUGGUCCGAUGCGUUCGGGCAGCAGUCACUAAGUGUACCGACAGCCUCCUGCUGCACUUGGUCUCGAUGGUGCAGGGCUGGCAAACCGCAGAGGAGCCCGGUGGAACCUGGCUCAAGUGCACGGUGCCAGAGAGUGUUUUGGCCAAAAUACCCAAAGAGUGGAACUACACACAUCUGGAUGCGAGAGGAAAAGACACAGUCACAAAGACUGGCAUAUCAUUAUCAAUUCAAGCCUUGUCCUUCAUUUUUACCAACCUGCCCUUGGCUGUAGCAUCUUUGCCUCUCCCCGUCCGCUUCCUCUUCCAAGUGGGAGAGAAACACCUCUCCCAACAUGUCCGGCAGCUGCGCUUAGUCGGCCUGUUGCUCUGGGCCGUUCUGAGCUGCCUGAUCCAGGGCCUGGAAGACCCAGACACACGAGAGCACAUCAGCGGUCUGGUUCUGGACCGCUGGGCAAAGGAGCGUCUGUCACUGUUGGCAGAGUGCCUACAGGCUGCUAUAGGCAUUCAGCAAAAGGGUGUUCCCAAGCCCACGGUGCACAAAGUACUGCAGGCUCUGGAGGAAAAUCGACCCAAGUGGAUAAACAUGCAGCUGCAGAAAGCUCGCAAGCUCUGCUCAGACAGUGUAUUUGAGCAAAGAAGGGAGAGAGGAGUUGCUGCGGCUGAACUGACUGAGCAGAAAAUAGGCCUGAUGCUGCUGGAGGUCUGCCACAAAGCAGGUGGCAGCAACUACCUGAGGCAGAUCUAUCACAUCAUCCAAGGCAAUGAGGAGCUGUUGAUGUCUAAACUGAGCGAAGGCACAGACUCGCCAGAUGAUCCUCCUCACUUGGUGAACUUUGACCUUGGCUCCGAGGGGCAUGUUGGCGCCAAGAGUUUCAACCCCCUCUUCCAGUUUGACCACAUUGGCAGGAAGAAGCUGGAUCAGAGUGUCGUGGUCGACUGGGCAUGGGACUGGCCGAGGCUGCUGCCAGCCUAUCAGGGCAUGAGUCAGGUCACCUUCAACACUCUGCUGGCCAACAGGUGGGAGAUGGCAGAUGAUGCUGAGCUGGAAGACGGAGAGAAGGCAAUAGUGGAGGAACUUCAGACAGCUUUCUUUUCCUGCUGCUGCACCUUGGAACCACAGGACCCUCCUGAAGCUGAAGAGGCAGAAGCAGAUCCGGCCCAGACGGAAACACAACCAUCCAAUGAAACUGUUGCUCAAUGA